This is a messenger RNA of Lycium ferocissimum, 507 nucleotides long. RefSeq lists its product as uncharacterized. The transcript has a single exon. Gene Ontology annotation, biological process: chromatin remodeling. Gene Ontology annotation, cellular component: nucleus. The record is from RefSeq and is a predicted model, not a curated record. The coding region runs from base 1 to 507 and encodes 168 amino acids. Lineage: Eukaryota; Viridiplantae; Streptophyta; Magnoliopsida; Solanales; Solanaceae.
AUGUCGAUUAAGGUGGUCGUUGAAGGACUCACUUUGAACAUUAUUAGUGUAUAUGCGCCGCAAGCGGGCUUAGGCAAUGAGGAGAAGAGGCGCUUUUGGGAGGAUUUGGACAAUUUAGUGGGAGGCAUACCGCCUACUGAGAAGCUAUUCGUGGGAGGUGAUUUCAAUGGACACAUCGGACCUAUUUCGGGAGGUUAUGAUGAUGUGCAUGGAGGCUUUGGCUUCGGGGACAGGAAUGGAGGAGGAGUCUCACUUUUGGAUUUUGCAAGAGCUUUUGGGUUGGUGAUAGCCAAUUCGAGUUUCUCAAAGAAGGAGGAACACUUGGUAACCUUUCGUAGUUCGGUGGCUAAGACUCAAAUAGACUUUUUACUCCUUAGGAAGGAUGAUAAAGGUCUGUGCAAGGAUUGGUCAUACCGAGCGAAUAUCUUACAACCGGACAUAAGCUGCGGUGAUGGAUUUAGCGAUCAAGAUGAUGAGGAAGAAGAGGGUCGUGGAGGACCGACCUAG